This is a messenger RNA of Paramecium pentaurelia, 865 nucleotides long. The record is from the annotation of a GenBank genome assembly. Lineage: Eukaryota; Ciliophora; Oligohymenophorea; Peniculida; Parameciidae.
AUGAAUUAUAUAAAAGAAUUUUUUUAACCAAAAAACUCACUUUAAUAUUUUGCUUUCAAAAAUGAUGGAUGGAAAAUUGAAAAUUGCAAAGAAAAAGAAGAGAAAGUAAAUUAAAAAGAGAUUUCAAUUCUCACAUAUAAUGUUUGGUUUGAAAAGCAUAAUUUUAAUGAAAGAGUUAUAGAAAUCUUGAAAAUAAUAUAACAGAACAACUGUGAUUUGGUAUGUUUGCAAGAAGUAACACGAAACUUUUAGAUUAUGAUGUCCAAUGAUAAAUUUAUCUAAUAAAAUUAUUACAUCACUGGAAAUGUAAUUAAGGAUUAUGGUAUCUUGAUACUUAGUAAAUUUAAACCAAAAUUUAUUAAUGAAUUAGUUUUUAAUUCCCAAUUUGGAAGAACAUUCUUAUAUAUUGAAUGUUAAAUUAAUAUGCAUUCUUUAAUUAUUGGAACUUCUCAUCUAGAAUCAAUGGUUUACAAUGAAAAUGCAAGAUUUGAAUAACUAAAAUAUGUUUAUAAAGAAUUAGAAAAAUAUAAAAAUGUAAUAAUAAUGGGUGAUUUUAAUUUGGAAACCUAAAAAGAUGAAUUAUCUAUUUCCCCAGCAUAUGUUGAUUUAUGGAAACAUCUUUAUCCCGAUAAUCCUGGAUACACAUUCAUAAUUGAAGAUUUUAAAAGAAGAUUUGAUAGAGUACUGUUGAAAAAAGAGUACAUCAUAAAUAUAUUAAAGGGGUUCGUAUUUAGCAAAUAAAAUAGAGAUUUUAGGCAUGGAUGAACUCCCAAUUUACAAAAAUAAAAAGCCUUCAUAGAAAGGAGAAGUUAAAACUCCUUCAGAUCAUUUUGCAUUAAAAAUCAAUUUAUAAUAUUAAUCAUGA